AAGACAAAUCUUGAUUGAACAAUUGUGGUGAGUGUUGUUAUGCUUUUGAGGAGAUCUGACAAUGUUUUUGAGACAAGGUGGACCUCCGCUAUAAAUACACCUGUCUCACAUGUCCCUUGGUGUCCUAAAUCUUACGUCAAGGAAGAUUAAGGUAAUAGGCUUUCUUCCAUGCAGUCCAUGUCCUGCCUCCGCAGGCCUAUUUCACAUGCUCCUCCAGGAAUAUGGACACCUUUUAUGUCGCAUUACAUAUCGCUUUGCUAUAUUAUCUAAUCACCCCUGGAUCACCAACUUGUCUGACCGGUUGCUCCUGUACAGAUGACAACUUGGGAAGGUCUUUAAUAUGUAUGGAAACCUCCAUGGGCCAAAUCCCAGAGGAUAUCCCUCAUGAUUUUAUUAAAAUCCGAAUUGAAAACUGCCACCUGACCGAGUUACCUCGAGGAGCUUUCUCUCAAAUCAGUGCCUUGGAGUUUCUCUGGCUGAAUUUUAAUGAAAUCACCUUGAUGAACAUCAAAAGCUUAGAUGGGCUGACCAACCUGACUGAGCUCCGGCUGCAAGGUAACAAGCUGACUUCAGUAACAUGGACGGCGUUUCAGGACACACCGAAACUGAAGAUUUUGGAUCUAAAGCACAAUCGACUGGACAUCCUGCCCGAACACGCUUUGAGACACUUACCUGCACUGACCUACUUAGAUUUGUCCUUCAAUCAGCUUAGUGUCAUAUCAAAAGAUGUCUUCAUUAAUUGGCCUCUUUACCAAACGGCAGAGAAAGCUUGGGGGAAAGAAGGGCUGGUGUCCAAUGUAGUUCUGGCAUUGCAUGACAACCCUUGGUUGUGCGAUUGCCGCCUCAAAGGCUUUGUUGAAUUCAUCAGGGCGGUCAGCCCUCCCAUUAUUCUUAUGAACUCUUAUUUGAUGUGCUCGGGCCCGGCCUCCAAAGCUGAAAAGUUUUUCCACGAGAUCCAGUUAAAAACAUGCAUGAAUCCGGUGGCCUCUGCCCCAGAGACUAACAUCACUUUACCUCUCGGAGCAAAUGCAACACUCACAUGCUUAGUAAAGGCCAGGCCAGGUCCAACCAUUCAGUGGAUGUACAGUCUGAAGAUUAUAAGAGGAUUUGCUGCUACAGAGACUCACAUAGACGAAGAGACUGUCACCUCCCAGCUGGUGAUCCCCACUCUUCACCUGGCAGACCGAGGACUCUACACCUGCAUGGCCAAUAACUUUAUUGGCAACUCCUCUGUCAGCAUCACAGUUAACAUCAACUCCUCUGAUCCCUCUGCUCUACUCCCUCCACCUGUCCCCAUACUGUCAUCCGAUGAGAAUCCCUACAUUGAAAUCCGCAUUGCCAAGCAGACAGUUUACGGUAUCACCCUGGAGUGGUACGCUGCAACGGACAACCCAGCAGAAACCUGGUUCACUAUCCACUUUGGCAAAUACGAUUCACACAAAAAAGAGAUGAUCUACAUUGGCCCUGGCAUCAACAGCUACACUGUCAGCGACCUGCUUCCUGUGACCAAAUAUGAGGUGUGUGUGACCCUGAAGAACCAUCCACCAAGAGAAGGACAGUGCAUCGUGUUUGUGACGGGUAGUGACAUCAGUGAGCUGGAGCAAAGAGAGAGGCUCAUCCACAUUAUCGUCAUUGUUUGCGCCAUGGUGUUGGCAGUGCCGGCCGGCAUGUAUGCCUGCACCACGGAGGCCAGGUUCAGCUGCGUGGAUCACUGCGUGAAACUGUGGAAGAAGCGCAGGCUGCACGGAGAGGACCUGCAGGGGGCGGAGAGGCAGGGCACCUUCGACAGCCUGCAAGCGGCCAGCGAUGAAGGCCUGUGCAGAGACUCGGAGGAAAAGCCGAAAAAGAGGCGGAAGUCUGAGGACAAGAUCAAAGCAGGAAGUGCCGCUCAUCUGUACUAGCAUCAAAGUAGAUACAUGUACAAAUAUGUGUAUUUAUAAAUAAUGUCAGUUUUGAGCGUAGCACCACUUUAUGCUACUUAUAUUAUUGUAUUAUUAUCAUUACAUUUGAGUCUGAGGAUUUUCCCGAAAAUACCUUUGAUCUAAGAAAAGUAAGGAAUGGUAAGGUAAUAUUAACGUAUUUUCAGAAUUUCAGAAAGAAAAAGCGGCGACCCAGAUCUUCUAAUUGCCGAUGAUACGAUGAGCUGUGACAGAGGUUUGUAGCCGUGUCACAAAGCUCCGUAGAGGCAACUGCCGCUCUGUAGCAUGGAGCUCUGAAGUUGAUGUCACGUGACCAGCCGUUGCUCUCCAAGUUUUCGUAUUACAUCAUACGUUUUAGUGUGUGUAACUCUUUGUCGAUAUCAUACUAACCCGUUCAUGAAUGCGUUAGGAAAUUACACAUCUCCUUUCUUUUUAAUGUACAACAUUGGGAAUACAUAUGUUAACCCAUUAUUUUGUUAUAAUACAUAAUAAUGGUAAGAAAAAUUAAUGCAGAUGAAAAACUUUCAAAAUUGGAUUUACUCUUCAAAUUGAGCAACUACAUACGUCUGUUUUAUCCAGAUGACCUGAAUAGUCUUUGAGGAUUCUGGAAUGCAGAACAAUGUUUAUUUUUUUUUUUUUAAAUGAUCUACAUUUAAAAGAUUGCUGGGUAUUUUUUUUUUUUUACGGAAAGCUCCGGGACGCAAAUGUAGCAUUAGAUUAUUAGCACAUUGGUGACACAAAUUGUUGCUAUAAGUAGCAGUCAUCCUGUGAAUAUAAUUCUCAAGCGGAGAUGCCUUUCUUUCUUAACAUGAGAAGAGUUUUAUCAUGUGUGUUAAUAUACAUGUACAGAAAACGUUUGUGAGGAAAUGCAUUUGAUAUUUUUUUGGUUAUAGUUUUUGAGUUUUAAGUUUUGAUACUGCAUGCAAAAAAAUCCAAAAUUUUAUAAAUUGUGAAUAAUUAAUAUUUUGUAUAUUUCUUAAUUGUCAACUUCACCAAACUAAAUUGUAAUUGUGUGUUGGUUCAUGGUUCAGGAGAUUUUAAUCCAUUUAAUGUUGAAAAAAACAAAUAUUUUUUUAUUGUUUUCGUUUCACAGAGCGCAGAUUUGCUGUCUGUAAUGAAAUGAUGUUUGAUGUGGAUUAAAGAAAAGUCAGAGACAAAUGCUGAGACAUGCUCAGAUUUUUCAGCACAAUCAGAGGAUUUUGUUACAUAAGCAGUGUUUUCCCGUGCAUUUAUACAUACACUCGUAAGCAGAUUAAAGGGAUUUUCUUUCUGAAUCCUAGUCAGCAGGAAAAUGAUAUUUCCAUUUAAUGACAGUUUUGAGCUUGCUGUGUAUCUCUAUGUACACUAUAGGGAAAUAGAGGGCAUUUUUAGAUUUUCAAUUCGCUUUUUUCAGUCUAAU
Messenger RNA from Etheostoma spectabile (orangethroat darter), 3318 nucleotides. Its product is annotated as leucine-rich repeat, immunoglobulin-like domain and transmembrane domain-containing protein 2. The coding region runs from base 222 to 1901 and encodes 559 amino acids. The record is from RefSeq and is a predicted model, not a curated record. The transcript has 3 exons. Lineage: Eukaryota; Metazoa; Chordata; Actinopteri; Perciformes; Percidae. Gene Ontology annotation, molecular function: protein binding.